AGCAAAUACAGACUGCAAUUGAUCAAAAUGGUGAACCUCGACCUCCGCCGUCGUCCUAAAAUCCAAAUCGCCCUUAAGAACCAACAACCGAACCUUGUCAACACAUACACCACCGGAGACCGCAUCGACGGUACCGCGACUAUUACUGUCGACCACGAUAUUCCGUUUGAUCAUCUCGACAUAACAUUCGAGGGAACAUCACGGACAACAGUCGAACGUGCCUCCGUCCCCGGCCAAAGCGGCGCCUGCCAAACCUUUCUCAAACUCCGCCAACCAAUCGACCACUACCCAUCCCCUCGUAUCCUCCAACCAGGACACACCUACGUCUUCCCGUUUACCUUUGUCGUUCCGGACAGAUUACUCCCGCAAGCAUGCAACCACCCCAAGAACCACGGGCACCUCGAGCACGCGCAUACACUUCUUCCGCCGACGCUGGGUGAUACCAUGGUAACACUACAGAAGGGGAAGAAUGCGUUGGUUGAUGAUUUGUGUCCGGACAUGUGUCGCGUUGCGUAUUUUGUUCAGACUGCGAUCGUCAAGAGGGAAGGUAGUAGAAAGAGAAAAGUCCUCGGUUCAGGAACGCAAAAGGUCAGGGUUAUGCCUGUUGUCGAGGAACAGCCACCGCUCAGCAUCCCAGACUAUGAAGUCGACGGGUACUGCGUACGGAAAGAGAAGGAUCUGCGACGCGGGUGGACGAGAGCGAAGCGCGGACGCUUUGUUGUCUCGACGUCGCAGCCCAGACCUAUCGUUUCGAAUAAUGGUGGCGAUGAGAGCGUGAAUUCGGUGGCGACGCUGGAUCUGCGGUUCGAGCCUGUGACUGAGGAUGAGGUGCCGCCGGCGCUUGGGACUGUGUGGACGAAGGUGACUGCGUCGACGUUCUUCAGUGCGCAGCCGUGGAGCGAUUUUCCUGCUGGGAUGAGGGCGAGUUCGUGGGCUCAACUUGGACGGGGGGUGUAUCUUGAGAGUGUACCGUUGUCGACGCGGUGUGUUGCGUCUGCGUCGUGGACGAAACAUUCCCGUCGGGACUCGCUCUCUUCCUCAUCCUCAUCUACGUCUACAUCCUCCACCUCAACAACCUCAACAACCGAAUCCGGAUCCGGAUCAUACUACACGGCAUCCCUAAUCAUCCCAGUCACACUACCACCCACGAAAACCCUAGUCCCAACAUUCCACUCCUGCCUCCUCUCGCGAACCUACUCCCUCGACCUAUCCAUCUCCUACCACACACCGCAUACCUCGCGCCUCUUAGGGUCGACUGUAUCCCUCAAGGUACCGAUACAAGUGACUUCGGCGCCACGGGACAUGCCCUCGAAGAAUGCGGCUGAGGUUAAUGUUUCUGAGAUGGAGGAUGGGGAUGUGGAGGCAUUUUUUACGCCGAGGGAUGUUACGGGGUUGGCUGUUGCGCCGCCAGCGUAUGGGGAUUAUCGGCCUAGGGUUGCUGCGCCUGAGCAGAGGAGUGUUUGUGUUUGAUUGGCUUUGAGCUGGAUUGCAUUGCAUUGGAGUUGGAUUUGUUUCCAUUGGAAUGGCUAUAUACCCUUGUAUAAAAGUGCGUUUACUGUAUAUAUUUUCUUCAAUCAUUGAAUUGUCACC
This is a messenger RNA of Aspergillus glaucus CBS 516.65, 1590 nucleotides long. Its product is annotated as arrestin (or S-antigen), N-terminal domain protein. The coding region runs from base 28 to 1470 and encodes 480 amino acids. Lineage: Eukaryota; Fungi; Ascomycota; Eurotiomycetes; Eurotiales; Aspergillaceae. The record is from RefSeq and is a predicted model, not a curated record. The transcript has 2 exons.